GUUCCAUGUCAACGGCAGCACUGGCCGCAGCACAAGCGAAGCUGCACCACGACCACAGCUGCCAUUGGCGUGGCUCCAACGCCCUCCGCUCAUGACUUGUGGCGCGAGCUGCGGCCGUUUGAUGCCAAGGGCUGGCAGGACUAUCUCGGCGAGCUAGGUGCGUCGAGCAAGGAGCAGGUGGAGAGGGUGAAGCAUCGCCAGUGCUUUGGCGUGGCAACGCUAGAGGCGCUGCACAGCUUGCCUUCCUUUGCACGACUAGAGCCUGUCAAUGGGCGUUGCGUGAUGUGGGUGCUCGGAGCCCGUGAUGGCAUCGAGAAGCGCCAAAUCGUUCAAGGAGGCUGGCAGCGGCUCUUCGGGUCCUUGGAAGUGGGCUGGGACGUGGUUCUCGUUGGACCCGAGAUGAGUGAGGACAAGGCAGUCCUCACCCACUCGGGCAUCAGGGUCUACACCUUCGCAUGCUUGGCCCACGAAGCUGUGAUGCCCCAGCAUCUGCAGCGUCCCACCUUCAUUUGCGCAUUCAACUCAGGCCUGGGUGCAAGUGUGCCAGUGCACAUGAAACCUUGGAUCCAGACUUUGGUUCAGCUGCUUGCCAUGGGUCGACCGCUACUGCUGACGUGUUUUGGCAGCUACGAGGCCAGACUGGAAGCCUCCGUUCUCAAUUCGUUGCAGGCGCAAUACAUGCCUCACAAGCAGGGCGGCUUCGGUCAUGUGCUCGAGGCCGACAAGCCACUGAGCAUCUGCAACGCUUUAUUCACUUGGGUUUUGGGGAGCUCCAUACCUGAGCCUCUCUUGCUAACAGAUGUCAAGAGCUACGUUGAGAAGCAGCUGGAAGCGUCGCAGCUGCUGCUGUUUCUGAAGGAGCUACGGAGCCAUAUUCGGAUUCUGCAGGACCCGGACGGGUCUGCUCACGCUGGCUGGGCCGAGAUGUAUGAUGGCAGGUUCAUCCCAGCCAUUAAGCAGGCCCUCGAAGAAGACGAUGACGACAGAGGCGGCAUUCAGCAGAUAGUGCGCUGCACGAUGAAGACCAUCGCGUCGGCCUGUGCUGUGACCGCCGCCUCGCGCCUCUUUCUGUACCUGAGUGGCUUAGAACUCCUGCGAGGCUUCAAGCGUUGGGCCGAAAGUGCUCCCUGGACUUCGCACGCCUGGAUACGGGAAGAGACCCUGGAGUGGGUGAGUGAAACCCAAGAGCUCCUGGAGUGCUUGGGCUCAGACUGCCAGAGCCUGGAGCAGAUCUCGCAAGAUCAGGAGAUCCAUACUUUCUCUGCAUCUCUGCAAGUUCGGCUGGAGAGUGGUUGCGUUCUUUUCCAAGAGCCGAGUUUUGCUUCCCGAGUUCUUGCCCGGGUGGCGCGAGGCCACCCCUUGCAAGCAGAUGCGCAUAAGGGCCUUUGGAUCCGUGUCUCCCACCAAUCCGGAGCUUGUUGGCUGCACGGUUAUACCGAGGAGGGACACGUCUGCGACAUUACAUACUGGGACGUGAAAGCUUGGGAAAACAGCAAGAGCCGCCCCGCUUCAAGGGGCUCCUUGGGACGUUUUGUGUCAGCUCGAACAUUGAAAACCCUUUCUUCGAUGCGGGUUGGUUUAUUUUCACGUGUUUUGCACGUGAUUGCCCUGUCUGAGAGUCUGCCCAAGCCUACCCCGCCCAUCGUCAGCUUCUGUACAAUCCUGUCCGCACUUGAAAUUACCUAA
Messenger RNA from Symbiodinium sp. CCMP2456, 1686 nucleotides. NCBI's taxonomy places the organism in Eukaryota, Dinophyceae, Suessiales, Symbiodiniaceae. The record is from the annotation of a GenBank genome assembly.